Penicillium roqueforti is the source of this 2193-nucleotide messenger RNA. RefSeq lists its product as uncharacterized. The record is from RefSeq and is a predicted model, not a curated record. Gene Ontology annotation, cellular component: chromatin. The coding region runs from base 1 to 2193 and encodes 730 amino acids. Gene Ontology annotation, biological process: regulation of transcription by RNA polymerase II; DNA-templated transcription. The transcript has 4 exons. Lineage: Eukaryota; Fungi; Ascomycota; Eurotiomycetes; Eurotiales; Aspergillaceae. Gene Ontology annotation, molecular function: zinc ion binding; DNA-binding transcription factor activity, RNA polymerase II-specific; RNA polymerase II cis-regulatory region sequence-specific DNA binding.
AUGGCGUCAAUAGGGAUAAUGACGGCGCCGCCUGCACUGCCAGGAGGCAAGAAACUAGUUUGUCGAGUAUGUCAAAAAGCAUUCUCCAAGGCCGAACACUUGAGGAGACAUGAGCGCUGCCACACGGGAUCUAAACCAUACAUCUGUAAAGAGUGCCGAAGGCCCUUUGCCCGACAAGAUGCUCUUACUCGGCAUGAGAAGCUGCACGUUCGUGCUAUAAAUGCAAAGAAUGACUAUUCGGAGGCCCACUUACCGCCGCAGCCUACCUCUUUCAAUUCUCUCCCUUCUUGGGACACGAGGAGUGCUUCCACUGUUGAUCCGGUGUCAACUUCAGCAACAAGUCAUUCCUUGGAGGAGUCCCACUCCGGCGAUCAUGCGAGUAUGCAUAAUGUCGACUCGGAGUUGGACUUUGCGUUGGUUUGGCCUGAUUCGGAAAACUUGUUUCAGAGCUUAAUGUCCUCGGAUACGACAGAUUGGCAGAUUCCGCUUGGUACCUUGCCUUUUCCACCUGUCGUGCAGGAUAUGAAUGGCAUGGAUUUUGGGUCCCCGAAUUCAUUCGAUGACCGUAGGUCUUCUGUUGGGGCGAUACUGUCCGGUGGAGGGCAUCAAGCAGUGCGAGAUGUCACAGAGAUGGUCACGAGCUCGUCAUCGAGUGUUACGGCCGCCGUCAAAUCCAUGUCCAUCACCUCGGUCUUCCUCGACGAGUGUCUCCACAUGUUCUUCGCCCGCUUCAUUCCCACAUUCCCAAUAUUGCAUCGUGCAACUUUUGUUUUCCGAGAAUGCACGCAUGCUCUCCUCCUUAAUGCCAUCGCCAUUGGCUCUUUGUACCUAGGCCCCAAGGACUCGGUUUUAAAAGGCGAAGCCCUAUGGCACCUAGCACAUACCGCAAUUUCAACUUCAUGGCAGUCUCUGAUCACACACAAUGGACCCUAUGAUGCCUGCAAGGGAGUUCAGUUGAUGAUCACAGCACUACUGGGUCAGAUCUAUGGGGCGCUAUCCAAGAACCGGGCAAUUAGAACCACCAGCCAAGUAUUCCAUCCACUGGGCUUCUUAUGGGCAAGACACUGCGGGAUGUACGACAGCGAGCCAUACUCAAUGGACAACUUGCCCUCGAUGGAUGCUCCCGCUGCAGAAAAAGAACACCAGUGGCGAAUCUGGGCUGCGCGGGAGAUCCAGCAACGCACCCUGUUAGCCUACUACGUCUUGGACGGGCUCGUGGAUCAAACUUCCAGCGAUGGUGCCUCCUCUCGUCAUGUGGGAAACCCCCUCACCCUCCCAAGUAGCGAGGAAGCCUUUGAUGCCGGCACUGCCGAUGAAUGGUUGGCCCACAUGCACCCCCAAGAACCAGAUCAGUCCUCAUUUAGGACAAUUUUCCGCUCCCUUUUCCCACCGGUGGGGAGCUUCCGGACUCUAGAGUACCAUUUCUCUGCCUUCGCACUGCGUGUGGUGCUAGAAGGGCUCCAGUCCUUGAUCUCCGAUUUUGAUGACAAUGAACUAGCCGUAGGAGUUCCUAGCCAAUCUGACGUCCGCCGAGCUUUAGCUCAAGUCCACGAGACAAUAUCCAUGAGCAUUCACUUCACCGCAGCAGAGAGACUCGAAAUUCUCCUGCGUUGGCACACAGUCUGCCUAGAUACAAUGAUCAACUCGACCGUCCUCUCCCGCCACGUCUGCUCGCGCUACAACAUCAUCCAACACAUCUCCGGUGGAUGUGGAACCGUCCGCCCGGGCUUUGAUCUAAUCAAAUGGGCUAAUUCAGAAGACGCGCGGCGGGCCGUCCUCCAUGCGGUCGCCAUUCAAGAUAUCGUGGAGCAAUUACCACGUGGCCGCGCGCAUGUCGUGCAUAUGCCUAGCUCCCUGUUUGCAGCAGCGACAAUAUACGUUGUCCUUUCACUCGCAGGAGUCGCCACUGUGAAUUUACCUCGCAACAUCGUUUGGCAAGAUGCAUUGCUAUCGCAUUCGGAUCUCAACCUGGGUGACGAGGAUAUCCGACCUCGAUCUGGCUCGGAGACAAAGCGCUUUGUCGAGAAUGUAAAUAGCUCUUCCUCUCUUCCACUUCCUAUUGGUGGCGUUGUCAGGAAUCUGCUUUACGAGCUCAACUCUAUGCAAAAGCUUUUCCGGUGCUUGUCUUCACAGUGGGGUAUUGCGCAUGACAUGGAGGAUAUUAUUGCACAAUGGAUUCAGCUUUGCCAUUAG